AUGGAUCCACUUUCGGGUGCAGCAAGUGUUAUCGCAGUUAUCCAGUUAACCGGAGUUAUCUUACAAAUAUGUGAAAAAUAUCUCAAUAACGUCAAGAGCGCGAAGCAGGAUAUUCAGCGUUUCCAAGAGAAGGUCGCCGCCCUUUCACAAGUCCUUCACUCUCUCGAUGAGCUGAUCCGUGGAUCUGAUGGCAACAAACUUACUGCUACGCAAGACCUGGUCGACAAUAUUGCCAAAUGCUCCUCAGCACUUACAAAUUUGAAAGAGAGAAUCAAUCCGGAAACGACGCAGAAACAGAUGAGGAAAUGGGGCCUUCGAGCCUUAAAAUGGCCACUGGCACGGUCGGAGGCAGAUUUUGCUAUCAUGGAGCUUGAGUCGUACAAAACAACAUUUGCUUUGUCCUUGCAGGUUGAUCAAACGUAG
Molecule: messenger RNA, 423 nt
Organism: Penicillium samsonianum
Lineage: Eukaryota; Fungi; Ascomycota; Eurotiomycetes; Eurotiales; Aspergillaceae
Exons: 1
Coding region: 1-423 (140 amino acids)
Source: RefSeq, a predicted model, not a curated record